AUGUCACUUUUCCCCGUUUUGCUUCAACCCUCCUCCGGCAGUAACGACACAGCCGCCGGAGAUUGGCUGCAAAAUUCGAGCUUCACUGCCGACGCCGGCGCCCUGAACAACGCCGUUCCUUCUCCAAACCAACAAAUUCAGCUCGAAGAUUCAUCUUCAUCAUCAGGCGAAGAUGAAAGGGCCCACAAAAACAGAGUGAAAGUCAGUGGUCCACAGUACGAACUGGUAAUAAACUCGUCCGCUUCGGAUCGAGGCUCUCACAGUGAUGAUGGUGAUGAUGAUGAAGAAACAGGGAAGAGGAGGAGAAAUAAAAACAGGCGUAAAAAAAAGAAAAAGAGGAAGAUGGAAUCAUCAUCUGCAACCCACUUGUUUCCUAGGAAGCCUGAUUCUCAAAUCUGGGCUUCUUCUUCAACCACUAGCUCUACUAAUAAUGCCAAAGAUUACUAUUUUGAUUCUCGCGGUGACCGCGAUAAUCUGGCAUUCGGUAGUCUGUACAGGAUGGAUGUUGCUCGCUACAAUCUUCACAAUACUAAAAAAACAUCUGAUUUCAGUUCUCAUAGAUUGGGUCACAGGAACUCUGUUUUUGAUGGUGAUCAAGAUCUUCAGGGAUUGGAUUCUAAACUUAGAUUGGGAGGAAGGUAUUGGUCUGCACAGUAUGCUGCCUUAGAGCGAAAUAGAAACUUGAAGCGAAUCCGGGUUUUUCCACCCGAGGAGAAGAAUGUGUCUAGAAGAACUUGUUCUGAUUUCAUCUCUUUACUGGAUGAUGGAGAAUCUGAUCAUUUGGGGGCUAAUUUUGUUGAGGAAUCAUGGGAAGAUGAGCCCCAAAAGGGUGCGCGUUCACAGACCCUUGAAAAAAAGAUUAGUAUUUUGGAGAAAGCAGCUGAACUGAAUCCAGAGAAUGAAGAUCUGUUGCUUUCUCUGUUGAAAGCUUAUCAGGGUCGAGAUGGCACUGAUGUUCUGAUCAGCAGAUGGGAAAAGGUACUUGUCCAAAAUCCCGGGAGUUACAGAUUGUGGAGGAAAUUUCUGCGGGUUGUUCAGGGUGAAUUCUCUAGGUUUAAGGUAUCUGAGAUGAGAAAAUUUUAUGCUAAUGCUGUCCGAGCAUUAUCUGGUGAAUGCAGCAAGAUGUACGCGCAGGUUCACCGAGAUACUAGUAAUCAGUACCUUCUUGAUCUUGAGCUUGGUUUAGUAGACAUAUCUUUGUGCCUUUGCCGAUUUGAAUGGCAGGCUGGCUACCGCGAGUUGGCUACCGCUCUGUUCCAGGCAGAGAUUGAGUACUCUUUGUUUUGUCCUUCUUUGCUUCUCAGUGAGCAAAGUAAGAGAAGACUGUUUGAACACUUCUGGAACAGCAAUGGUGCAAGAGUUGGAGAAGAUGGUGCUCUUGGUUGGGCCACCUGGCUGGCAAAAGAGGAGGAACAAAGGGCAAAGUUUAGAAGUGAGGAAUUAUCUCAUGAAGUUGAAGGUGGUGGUUGGACUGGUUGGUCAGAGAUGCCAUCCAAAACUCAGGAAGGGAGAGAAAUUCUUGAGAACGGCGUGGCUGAUGAUAUGGUUGUUGAGGAUUUUGAUGAUGUUUUGCCUACAAAGGAAGAUGAAAAUGAUGAUGACACUGAGACUUUGUUGAAUGAACUACGCAUUGUUGCAGCAGCAGAUGCUAAUAUUGAUGCUAACGACGUUAACACAUGGACUAGUUGGUCGAAAGAAGAGUUAGCUAGGGAUUGCAAUCAGUGGAUGCCCGUUCGCGCAGAGAUUACUGCAGCUGCGUCAGCUCAUGGUGGUGACGCCAAAGAUGAUGAGCAACUUCUUAGAGUGAUUGUGUACGAUGAUGUGGCUGAUUAUGUGUUCUCGUUGAUUUCUGAGAAAGCGCGAUUAUCUCUAGUCUCACAGUUUAUUGAAUUUUUUGGUGGAAGAAUAUCGCAAUGGGCUUGCUCCAAUACUUUCCCUCAAAAUUAUAUUUUAGAAGAAGCUGUUCUCAUUAGCGAAGAGCUUUCAAAAUCAGAAAUGAAAUCUUCCCAACCACAUGUCACUCCAUGUAGGUCUUUGGCAAAAAGUCUCUUAAAACAAAACCGGCAAGAUAUAUUGAUAUGUGGUGCCUACGCACAACGGGAAGCAGCUUAUGGGAACCUUGAUCGUGCUAGAGAGAUUUUUGACAUGGCAUUAUCAUCUAUCGAGCAACCUCCAAAGGAUGUUCAGUCCAAUGUUUCUCUUUUGUAUCUCUGGUAUGCUGAAAUGGAGAUUGCCAAUAAAUCGGUAGACAAUUCAGAAUCAUCUUCUCGAGCUAUGCACAUUCUUUCGUGUUCGGGUUGUGGAGUCAAGUAUAAUCCUUAUAGAAGUCGACCAUCCAAUUUACAACAACUCAGAGCACGACAAGGGUUUAAAGAACAAAUAAGAAUGUUGAGUUCGCAAUGGGCAUGCGGUAGGAUAGAUGAUUCCUCGUGUGCUCUCAUCUAUUCUGCUGCUUUAUUUGAAGAACUGACGACGGGUCCAGCUGCCGCUAUUGAGAUUCUGGAAGAAGUUCUCUCCAUGGUUCUUCCAGAAAGGAGGCGACAUAGUCAUCAACUUGAAGUUUUGUUCAACUAUUACCUAAAGAUACUUUGUCAAUAUCACCAGGAAAUGAUGUUUGGAAAUACGUGGGAGGCUAUUAGCAAAGGACUACAAAUGUAUCCCCUCAACCCUCACUUGUAUGCUACAUUGGCCGAAUUCACUCAUAUCCACACUUCACCAAAUAAAAUGCGGUGGAUUCUUGAUGAAUAUGUUGGCAAGAAAUCAUCUUUAGUUGCUUGUUUCUUCUCGUAA
Oldenlandia corymbosa var. corymbosa is the source of this 2790-nucleotide messenger RNA. Lineage: Eukaryota; Viridiplantae; Streptophyta; Magnoliopsida; Gentianales; Rubiaceae. The record is from the annotation of a GenBank genome assembly.